Molecule: messenger RNA, 4200 nt
Organism: Solea solea (common sole)
Lineage: Eukaryota; Metazoa; Chordata; Actinopteri; Pleuronectiformes; Soleidae
Gene: kif17
Product: kinesin family member 17
Exons: 14
Coding region: 482-2950 (822 amino acids)
Biological process (GO): microtubule-based movement
Molecular function (GO): ATP binding; microtubule motor activity; microtubule binding
Source: RefSeq, a predicted model, not a curated record
GAAAAAAUAUGACUUCAUGAGAAACUACUUUUAGGGCUUCAGAAAAAAACUGUAAAUGUUUUCAUUAUAACUAUCAAACCAAUGAUUGUAUUGUAAUAUGCAAGAUAUAUACAUAUUUCUACAAUUGCAAAUACUGUUAGCAUGCUAAUUUUGACCUCACCAAAAUGGCUGCUGGUUUCAGCCCGUUUCAUCCCUCCCCGGUUGUUUGUGGUUGCCAGGCAACUUCAAACCACUGUUGGAAGAGGAGCUGAAUGGCAGUGGAUCUAACGAGGACGAUACCCCAAGCUUUGUGUGUGGAGAUAUUUUCACCUCCGCUCAGCUGUAUUUGUUCUCCUCAAUGUCAUCAGCUGUUUACUCCCAAACCUUAGAGGGCAGAGCUUUCAUGCCUCUAUGUCUUAAUAAAGUGGAAGUGGACACUUCCCUUUGCUUUUACCUGCUGUCUGCCCUCAAGCCGACGUGUGUGUGGGGUGAACGGUGAGACAUGGGGUCAGAGGCAGUGAAGGUGGUGGUCAGAUGCCGGCCGCUGAACGACCGGGAAAAGGCUCUGAGCUCCAGGAGCGUGCUGUCCAUGGAUCUGCAGCGCUGCCAGUGCUUCAUAGAGAAACCCAGUGCGGUGGACGAGCCUCCCAAACAGUUCACCUUUGAUGGGACUUACUUCACUGAUCAAACCACUGAAGAGAUGUACAAUGAGAUUGCUUAUGCUUUGGUUGAGGGUGUCACUGAAGGAUACAAUGGCACCAUUUUUGCCUAUGGACAAACUGGAAGCGGUAAGUCUUUCACAAUGCAGGGCGUGACGGAGCCUGCAUCCCAAAGAGGAGUCAUCCCACGUGCAUUUGAACACAUCUUUGAGAGUAUUCAGUGUGCAGAAAAUACAAAAUUUCUGGUGAGGGCCUCCUACUUGGAGAUUUACAAUGAAGAAAUCAGAGACCUUCUGGGAAAUGACACCAAACAGAGGUUGGAGCUGAAAGAGCACCCAGAGCGUGGCGUGUACGUGCGUGAUCUCUCCAUGCACACUGUGCACAAUGUGGGCGAGUGUGAGAGAAUUAUAGAGCAAGGCUGGAGGAACAGGGCGGUGGGCUACACACUGAUGAACAAAGACUCCUCCCGCUCCCACUCCAUCUUCACCAUCCACCUGGAGAUCUGCAACAUAGAUGCAGCAGGCCAUGACCACCUACGAGCAGGUAAACUCAACCUGGUCGAUCUGGCAGGAAGUGAGCGUCAGUCUAAAACUGGUGCCACUGGUGAGCGACUGCGUGAGGCUACAAAGAUCAACCUGUCCCUCUCGGCCUUGGGGAAUGUCAUCUCUGCCCUGGUGGACGGUCGCUCCAAAUACAUCCCCUACAGAGACUCCAAGUUGACGCGGCUGCUGCAGGACUCUCUGGGAGGUAACACGCGCACUUUGAUGAUCGCCUGCCUCUCCCCUGCAGACAACAACUAUGAAGAAACACUGAGCACGCUGCGUUAUGCCAACCGGGCCAAGAGCAUCCAGAACAGACCUCGCAUCAACGAGGACCCUAAGGAUGCUCUGCUCAGAGAAUAUCAAGAAGAGAUCAAGAACCUGCGAGCCCUGAUCUCAGGCCAGCUGGGCUCUGCUAACCUUUCAACUUUACUGGCUGGUCAGUUGUCUGAAACAUCUGCGGAUCUUCCUUCAAGGCCACAGUCGAGUACCACAGAAGCAGAGAAGGAAAAGAUUAAAGAGGAGUACGAGGAGAGGCUGGCCAAGUUACAGGCCGAAUACAAUGCAGAGCAGGAGUCCAAGGCAAAGCUGCAGGAGGACAUUGCUUCACUGCGUUCCUCCUAUGAAUCCAAGGUGUCUAAUCUGGAGAAGGCCCAGGCCAGCAGGGGGAGCACUGUCCCAAUGAAUGACAACAUAAAAUUAUCUGCACAUGAAGAACCAUCAUCAAUGAGCUCGAGCUGUAAACCUGACCUGUUAAACCUCAGUUCAGCUGAGGAAACUUCUCUUACCAAGCCUGUGGUACCCUCUGCUGAAGUUGGUGUCCACAAAGAUCAAAGGGGAGACGGACUUGCAAAUACAAAUGAAAUCCCCACAGCAGAGCCUCUGGACCAGAAACAUGUCCUGGAAAGGCUGCAGCAGCUGGAACAGGAGGUGGUGGGAGGAGAGCAGGCCAAGAACAAGGAGCUGUGGCAGAAACAUCGGCAGAGGAGGAACCUUGCCGACCAGAGGAAAGUCCAGCUCCUCCGUGCACUGUCUGAGAACAGUGAGGAGAGUGAAAAUGUUCUCUUUAAUGUCUACAAUUCCAUCCAAGAAGAAGUCCAUGCCAAAAGCCAAGUCCUGGUCAAGGUGCAGGGCAAGCUGAAAGCAGCCAAGCUGGAGAUCCGUGAUCUGCAAGCAGAGUUUGAGGUGGAGAGGAACGACUACCUGGCCACCAUCCGGCGACUGGAGAAGGAGGGCCAGCUACUGAACAGCCUGCUGGAGCGCAUGGUGCCUCUGGUGCGCCGAGACUGCAACUACAGCAACCUGGACCGGCUGAAGAGAGAAGCAGUCUGGGAUGAGGACAAUGCUGCAUGGAGGCUACCGGAUGUGAUGGUGCAGAAAACAACUCUGCCUUCAGCAGUGCAUCCAAAAUCUUCAGCAGGCAGAGGCUCCGCUGCUGAAUGUGGAGAAACUUUAAUGCAGAUGGAAGAGGACAGGUACAAGGAAAUGCUUGACCGCAGUGACAGUGAGAAUAUUGCCAGCAGCUACUUCAAGUCAAAGAGAACCAGUCAACUGCUAGGUGGAGACACAACCAAGGGACAUGCCGUCCACUCUCCUUCUCUGGUCAGCGGAGCAGCCCACCAUUCAAUGAGCAGCCCGACUGUGAACACACCGGUCAGCUCUGACUCCAUCAUGCCUCGGCCUUUCCGCCUGGAGUCGCUGGGCGUCCCGGUGUCCGGUGGUAAGGUGAAGCGCAAGAAAAGCAAAACUCACAUCCACAAUGAAGGGAUUUGAAAAGACUUGAACCUCAGUGCUUUUCGCACCAACACAUCUCAAAGGAAAAAAGGUGUGUAGGAUUUAAAGCCCACAUAGACCGGAAGCUCCAAUUAACGCUGCGUUUGUGUGUGUAUCUGCGUCAUUACCUCGUUUAUGAACCCUACAGUUUCAGAACAAACAGUUCAGCCACUGCUGAGAAAAUAGUGUUGUAUUGUUUUCCUGGGCUCUGCUAAGCGGAUCGGCACUUCCUUAGUUUGAUGUCGUCAUCAGAAAUCCUCACCCCUCCUCUCACCACCGUAGCGCCUCUUGGUGCGGGCACUAGUCCGGGCACAUCCGGUUGCGUACAUUCAACCGCAGAAGAAGAAGAACUACUCUCGUUGUAGCUGCUGAGAUGCAGAGCAUCCACCGUGCCAGAGGGGGAGCUGUGUAUCUGAGAGCGGGCCUAUCUAUUACGUCACUUCCAGGUACCUGGCCAAUCACAGGACAGUGGGAAAGCUCUCGUUGGCUGGCCAAUCACAACACAGUCCACAUUCUGGGGGUGUGGUUUUGGUCUGAAACAGCGCGGCUGACGAGUGUCAGUGAGGAGAUAUUUUGAUCGGCUCGUUUGCAGCGAUUAGGAGGUUUUUAAUCAUGAAAACAAGUUAAUAUAUGUAAGUAGACCUCCAUAACUAACAUAUAUGUGUGAUACAAGCAUUCUAUGUCACCUUUAAGGAAAUGUGUUACAAAAUGCUACUUUCAUUGUGAGGAAACUUUAACUAUACUCACAAAUCUGUGAUACUCAGAAAUCCACCUGCUGUAACAAAUUAAAUGUUUUUUUGUUACUAAUUGAAAAACCACAGUCUAACAUGUUCCACAUGAGUCAUUUUGCUGCUAAUUAGAUAAACUAAAAUUAACAUACAUGUAUAUACUUCAUGGCUAAUUUAAUAAUUUAAGAAGUAAAUUAACUUUUUUUUUUUUUUACGAACAGUAAUAAGAUCCUCAUGGAUGUCAGACCAGUUUGUGUUUUGUGAGUGACUGUCGUCACAAAAAUGGGUUGGAAGGCUGUUGUCAAGGCAGCAGCGUCGACAGACAGUUACAGUAUCUCAUGUUACACACAGCGCAACCUCUGGGUUCAGUACUGUGGACUUUUGCAUGACCUUAUUUUACCUAAUGAAGAUGAGAGAAACCUUAAUUUAUGCUUAAGCCAAAUAUAUCAAAAUCUUUCCUGUUUCCAAAACUACAGUGUUUUGCAAAAGGCAUGUGAACAAAUAAACUGAAUUCUUUCUGCA